Asparagus officinalis (garden asparagus) is the source of this 693-nucleotide messenger RNA. Its product is annotated as agamous-like MADS-box protein AGL81. Bases 1 to 693 code for a protein of 230 amino acids. NCBI's taxonomy places the organism in Eukaryota, Viridiplantae, Streptophyta, Magnoliopsida, Asparagales, Asparagaceae. The record is from RefSeq and is a predicted model, not a curated record. Gene Ontology annotation, molecular function: DNA binding; protein dimerization activity. The transcript has a single exon.
AUGAGCUCUGACAUUGCGUUGAAGGACAAUGCGAGAUUGCGAAGGGCUACAUUUAGAAAGAGAGAAAGAACUCUUAAGAAGAAUGCACGAGAACUGUCUGCUUUAUGCGGCACCCCCACCCUGCUGAUAUUGUUUGGGCCCGAGGAAGAAAUCAUUACAUGGCCUGAAAAACUGUGCGAAACCAAAGAUAUAAUCAAGGAAUACCAAGAACUUAGUCGACAUGCGAGUAACAAGCAUAACUUCACAUUGUCCGACUAUCUUCAGCGACGAAAGAUGAAGGAUCACGAAAGAACAACGACAAGGGUCGAUGAUAUUACCUCGUUUGAAGAAGCGAAGGAGGCGAUAAGAUCAAUUGAUUCCACAUUGAAGGAAGUCGAAAAGAGGAUGAAUUUUUUAUCUCUCGAUAAAAAUUUGGAAAAUGCCGCGAUUGAAGAAGAGGAAAUAGAGCCAAAUUUUGAAUUUGGUUCGGUACUAACUCAUAAUAGUGAUGAGGAUGGAGAUGAUACCAUGGAGGAGUUCGCUUCAACUUCGACAGAAGAGAACACGAAACAAAUUGCUUCAACUUCUACGGAAGAAAAUAUGAAGAAAAUUACUUCAAGAGAAGAGAAAGGGAAGGAAAUUACUUCGGCUUUGACGAAAGAGAGAAUGCAGACUGUUAGACUGUUUGGAAAGGAAAUAACAGUACGUGAAUAG